This is a messenger RNA of Acipenser ruthenus (sterlet), 3051 nucleotides long. Its product is annotated as glycine receptor subunit alpha-3-like. Gene Ontology annotation, molecular function: transmembrane signaling receptor activity; transmitter-gated monoatomic ion channel activity; glycine binding. Lineage: Eukaryota; Metazoa; Chordata; Actinopteri; Acipenseriformes; Acipenseridae. The coding region runs from base 250 to 1641 and encodes 463 amino acids. Gene Ontology annotation, biological process: chloride transmembrane transport; regulation of membrane potential; nervous system process. Gene Ontology annotation, cellular component: neuron projection; synapse; plasma membrane. The transcript is spliced from 9 exons. The record is from RefSeq and is a predicted model, not a curated record.
CUGCUGCUUCCAACGUGUUUCUUUCCAUCCAGCUGCUUGAUUUGCAAUCAGGUCGUUUUUAUUUUCUGUAUGCUCAACGAAAGGGGUUCUAAAAUGUAAUCCUUUAAGACUAUAUUGAACUCAAAAAACUGAUAUUUAAUAGUUUUACAUAAACAGUUCGUGUGCCUCUUUUGUAUUCGGAUAGAAUAGCAAACGGGUGUUCCGCUGCUGUCCGUGGUACUGAAAGUCGAGGCGCCUCAUGAACUACUCAUGCUUUUUCUAUUUUGGCUAUAUGUGUUAAAAACUGAACUAUUGAAAAUGACUCGGAAAAAGACGUAUUGUGUGCCUCUUUGGGGAUUCUACGUGUGGGAAGCAGCAGUUCUACUCAGUUUGGUAGCAUCAAAGGAACCCGAAGGAGCCCGAAGUCGCAACAUUCCAAUGUCCCCGUCCGAUUUCCUGGACAAGCUUAUGGGAAGGACAUCAGGAUAUGAUGCAAGAAUCAGACCAAAUUUUAAAGGUCCUCCUGUGAAUGUGACAUGCAACAUAUUUAUUAACAGCUUUGGUUCAAUUGCAGAAACAACCAUGGAUUACAGAGUGAACAUCUUUCUUCGUCAGCAGUGGAAUGACCCCCGGCUGGCUUAUAGUGAAUAUCCCGAUGACUCUCUAGAUUUGGAUCCCUCGAUGUUAGAUUCUAUCUGGAAACCUGAUUUGUUUUUUGCAAAUGAGAAAGGAGCUCAUUUUCAUGAAGUUACUACAGAUAACAAACUUUUAAGAAUAUUUAAAAAUGGAAAUGUUCUUUACUCAAUAAGAUUGACAUUAACACUUUCCUGCCCUAUGAAUCUUAAAAAUUUCCCAAUGGAUGUGCAGACUUGCAUAAUGCAGUUGGAAAGUUUUGGAUACACAAUGAAUGAUCUCAUUUUUGAGUGGCAAGAAAACGGACCAGUUCAGGUUGCAGAAGGGCUCACACUGCCACAGUUUAUUCUGAAAGACGAAUCGGAUUUACGAUAUUGUACUAAACAUUACAAUACAGGAAAGUUUACGUGUAUAGAAGUGAGAUUUCAUCUUGAGAGACAGAUGGGUUACUACCUUAUUCAGAUGUACAUCCCUAGUCUCCUUAUUGUCAUUCUUUCUUGGGUGUCAUUUUGGAUCAACAUGGAUGCAGCCCCUGCUAGGGUGGCUUUAGGUAUUACAACAGUGCUGACCAUGACUACACAGAGUUCAGGGUCGCGGACAUCUCUCCCAAAGGUGUCUUAUGUCAAAGCCAUUGACAUAUGGAUGGCAGUUUGCUUGCUCUUUGUAUUUUCGGCGCUGUUGGAAUAUGCUGCCGUGAACUUUGUGUCCAGGCAGCAUAAGGAGCUGCUCAGAUUCCACCGCAAAAGAAAGAAGAACAAGGAUGAAAAUGUGAGGGAAAGUCGUCUCAGCUUUGCAGCCUAUGGAGUGGGCCAGUGUCUGCAGGGAAAGGAUGGAGUCACCCCAAAGGUGCCCAACAACUCCACACCAGCAGCAAAAACCCAAGAGGAAAUGAGAAAGCUGUUCAUUGAUCGGGCAAAAAAGAUUGACACUGUAUCCCGUGCUGGCUUCCCAUUAGCCUUCUUGUUUUUUAAUAUUUUUUACUGGGUUCUCUAUAAAAUCCUUUGGCAUGAGGAUGUACACCAGCAAUAAAUGUCAACCAUCCAAACCACACAGGGCUGGGUACAGAAUUAUAUAUUGCGAUUAGGAACUGCAUUCUGAGUAUUAUUGUCUGUGCAAUUCACUGCCAAGAGAAGACAUUGAGCUAUCUAUGCAAAGCCAAAGGAGACAGGUAUCAAUGAUUUCUAAAUUCCUAAUGCAUAUACAAUGACAGUUCUUAAUUAAGGUUUUUUCACAGCUUACAAGAAAUGGAUAAUUAGGACUUGUAUACCAAUUCAAUCUUAACUGUGUGUCUUACAGCUUAACUGCCAAUGUUCACUGAAGUAUAUGUUCACGCAUUUUGGUUACGUAGACCAGUAUUUUUCUGAGGAAUAAAAAAGAAAACUGAUUACUGAAACAAUAUUCGUACUAGUAACAAACAAUGUAGGAACCUUUUUGUUUUCUUAAAUUAACCAAAUUCUUUCUACUAGUUUUGUGAUACCAGUAGUUUUACUUCCUUUUCACAACAAUGGUGCAAAUUCCACUGUCCCUUAAACAAAACAUUAUGAAAAUGAGCUUUAUUCAUUUAGGUGUUGUAUUAUUAUAAAUAUUUUAAAUAGAAAGUGUUAGGAUCCCAUUGCGAUGCUAGAUACUUGGUAUUGUCAUUGUUAUACCACCAUUGCAAUGCACACAUUUCACUUUCUGAAUUCAACAGUGGGGAUCCUAACACACAAACUAAUGUGUUUUCAGAUAUUUGACCAAUAAAAUGCUAUACACUAGUAUUCUUAUAAAAUACUGAUCAUGACGAUGAUCAAUGCCAUCAUGAGUCUUAUUCUUUUUCACUUUUAAUUUCCAGUGACAAAUACACUGCACUACUCACUGAAUAAGCAUAUAAGUUUAGAAAGCUGAAACUAUAGUGUCUUCAUGUUUGAAUCCUUACACAAAACAUAAAAAUAAGCUUACAUUAAUGAUCGCUUGUGGCCUCUCACCAUGCCAUCCCCUAUGAAAUCCCUGAUUUCUCCAAGUAAAAAUACUUAAUGAAUUAAGUGACGGCUGUAUUGAGAUCCUCAACAGUUUAGAUCAAAAAAUACACAUGGCAGAGAUAAUGUUGCUUUGUAUUCUUGCAAUUACAGUACUGUUACUAAGGCUUUAAAGUUGUACAUGUUUUAACAGUAAAUGAAAAUAAAAUACUAAACACCUUAGUAUUAAAGAUUUAACCAAAAAAGUACUGCUUUGAGGAUCUUGCCUUGGUUAAUAAUUUAUACAGUAGUAUGUUGAGGCAUUCUAAACCACUAAUUUCAUUUUGUACGUGAAAAUGAAUGUAAGAUUGAAAAGAAAUACAAAUAGUAAAAUGGAAAGAUUUCUAUAAAUACUAGAGCAAGUCUAGUUUUUCACUGAAAACAGUUUGAAUGGUGAACAACCGUGAUCUCUUAAACAUGGAUUUAGAGCCUUGAAUGUUCACCC